Messenger RNA from Oncorhynchus mykiss (rainbow trout), 2816 nucleotides. The record is from RefSeq and is a predicted model, not a curated record. NCBI's taxonomy places the organism in Eukaryota, Metazoa, Chordata, Actinopteri, Salmoniformes, Salmonidae.
UGGUUGUUCUUUGACACAGUGGCUCUAGGAAUUGACAACUCCGACAAUAUGUCAUCCAGCGUGCUCCAGGGCUUCACCUGCACCAGAGUGGCCAGUAUGACCACAACCAAGAUCAAGAAACUGGUCAAGGCCUGCAGGAGGAAGGGCAAGAACAGGGUCGCACUGAGAGAGACUCAGUUGACCUGCAUGUACAACUACAUCAAGGAAGAGUCAAAUGUCACCAGCUACAACCUGUACCCUCCUGACAUGCUGCUUUACUACGACUACAGUAAGGUUCCUCGGGACACCUGUAAGGACUACUUCAGUGAGCUGGGAGACGCGGACUUCUCCGUGUUCUCCGACGACGCUCAGCUUCAAACACUCCCAGCUACCUGGACCAGAGAGACCCUGGACAACCUGGGCGUUCUACCUCUCUACCUGACAUCCUCCUUCUACAAGAACUUCUCUAAGAAAGUAAAAGGCCAGUUCCUACAGUCAUUCCUGAAGGUGUUGAGGAAGAAUGGAACGUCCAGACAGAAGAAGAGGAGGAUGAAGACGGCUAUCAGACAGUCCAUCAUCGACCAAUCACAGUCCAAACGCUCCAUAGCGAGUGAAUGCACAGUGGGAAAUAUCACUCAGGUCACGAUCAGUGAGAAUACGUUCCCCUUCAACUACGAGACCGUGACCAAGUUCAACUGCUGCCUGACGGCCAAGACAGUCGUUGACAACCUGGACGCCAUCACCGCCAAUGUGGACGACCUGGAAUACCUUGAAGUGGUCCUGGCGAGACUCAGAGAGGCCUACUCCGCAAACUCCACCAUCCCAGAAGCGAAGGUGCAGGUUCUUGGGCCGGCUUCGCGCGUUGCCACUAACGCUGACAUCACCAUGUGGAACAUCACCAAGAUCGACACACUGUCAGCUCUGAUGGACUCCUCCAAUGGAAACUGGGAUGCUGCCAUGGUGCAGGCCAUCAUCAGUAAGUACCUGAGGAACUCAGGAAAUACUCUGGGCAGUGCAGAGCUCAACUCCAUCGGAGGACCCAACCUGUGUUCACUAGACAUCAGCCUCCUGAAGACCAUUACACAGAGUAGCCUGAGUAAGGCCAAUGCCCUGACGGUGACCAACUGCAACAUAAUGAAGAAGAGAACGCUGUUCAUCAUCGCUGAAGGAGCCUUCCAGAGCCGCAGUACUGUCUCUGCUACCUCCUACCAGCUAACACAGCCAUACAUAGGUGGUGCUGACUCAGCCUACGUCCAGCGUCUGUCCACCUCUAACAUCAGUAUGGACAUGGACACUUUCAUCAGCCUGGACCCUACUGUUAUACAGACUCUGGGUGUGAGCCAGGUCAAAGGUCUGCUGGGUUCUAACCUGCCAGAGCUGAAGAGCUAUGAGAACCAGAGCAUGGUCCGGACCUGGAUCAGCACCCGUUUCCAGGCCGACCUGGACUAUCUGGGGCUGGGUCUGAAGGGAGGCAAGGCUGACCCCAGCACGGUUGGCGUGGGAACCAUCUUUCUUCCUACCAGUGCAGGGGUAACUGGAGGAGCUGGGCCAGUCAACACCGUGGCUGGAGGAGCUGCUGCUACUACUACAGCGAGCGGCGGAGCGAUCAACAGACCAACGUUCGGCCUCCACCUUCUCCUCGCCACUCUGGCCGUCGCUGUCCUGUACAUUCUACACUGAUUUAAACACUGAUUUCAGAGAUUUUAUAUUUCAGAGUGAGAGAGUUAACCGACUCCAUAGCAUCGAGUCGCAUUCGGCUCAGACAGGGAAAAACACAAUGUAAAGUUCUCAAACAGGAAACAAAAAUGUAUAAAUUUAGAGUCAGGUAGCGCCUUAGAUAUUGUAAAUAUCACUGAAUACAAGGAUAUAUACUAUCAAAAGACUAUCAAACAAUCUAGCACUUUAGUCACGUCAGUGUUUCUGCUCUGACAAGUUCUGCAUUUUGAUUUAAGUGUGUUCACUUUGUAUGUUGUUCUGUCUUGGUGGUUGGAAUGAAGUCUGUUCUGUCUUGGUGGUUGGAAUGAAGUCUGUUCUGUCUUGGUGGUUGGAAUGAAGUCUGUUCUGUCUUGGUGGUUGGAAUGAAGUCUGUUCUGUCUUGGUGGUUGGAAUGAAGUCUGUUCUGUCUUGGUGGUUGGAAUGAAGUCUGUUCUGUCUUGGUGGUUGGAAUGAAGUCUGUUCUGUCUUGGUGGUUGGAAUGAAGUCUGUUCUGUCUUGGUGGUUGGAAUGAAGUCUGUUCUGUCUUGGUGGUUGGAAUGAAGUCUGUUCUGUCUUGGUGGUUGGAAUGAAGUCUGUUCUGUCUUGGUGGUUGGAAUGAAGUCUGUUCUGUCUUGGUGGCUGGAACGUUGUUUAAAGAAUCAUUUGUAGGGCUCUAUUCAGUCUGUGUAGCUGAAAGGUCAUUUCCUAUUGAGCCAAGAUCUGCAGCAUUUACCAUGAAUGCAGUCUAUGCUACGGGAACAUUGCCUUUCAAUUGAAAUGAUGCUGAACUUCCACAAUGUGGAUUGAAUAGAGCCAUUUUGUCUUUGCCUUCGGGUGAAAAUAUGAAAGUAUUUCAUUAGAUGACAAAGAAGUCUUGUGUUGGUGAUGUCGUCUUUCUGGGACAGCCAUUUGUUUUCUCAGGGUUAGUAUCUCCAACACUUAUCCACCGAGCCAAAACCCUGUUCAAUGUCAUGACAACCAAUUCCUCUAGUGCAGAAUGAUUCUGUCGUUAGAAUGUCACUGUGUUUUUGUUCAUGUCAGCUCAAACUGUUGACUGUCUUCUCAAUGCUGUCAUUUGAUGAUACUAAAUAGCAGAUGUUGAAUGUAUGAUUUAAUUAAUAAAAAUUUAUAUUAUUACACAA